This is a messenger RNA of Tachysurus vachellii, 2076 nucleotides long. RefSeq names its product ectonucleoside triphosphate diphosphohydrolase 2-like. The record is from RefSeq and is a predicted model, not a curated record. Gene Ontology annotation, cellular component: plasma membrane. The transcript has 9 exons. The coding region runs from base 129 to 1643 and encodes 504 amino acids. Gene Ontology annotation, biological process: nucleoside diphosphate catabolic process. Gene Ontology annotation, molecular function: UDP phosphatase activity; GDP phosphatase activity. Lineage: Eukaryota; Metazoa; Chordata; Actinopteri; Siluriformes; Bagridae.
AGAGCACUUAGCAAGGCUUCUCACACACUCAUGACACUCUCUGCAACAGGUGAACUAACUCCCUCGUGCAACACACACACACACGCGCACACACACACACACACGUGCGCGCGCACACUGCAGCUAUCAUGGGGAAUCAACAGCAAUCAUGUCGCAUAAUCGUCCCAGUUGCCAUGUUAUUAUUGGCGACUGUUGGCAUUUUUCUGCUCGCCAUCAACAUCGAGGACGUGAAGGAACCCCCACAGUACAUGUAUGGAAUCGUCCUGGAUGCAGGAUCCUCCCAUACAGCCAUGUUUAUCUACAAAUGGCCUGCGGACAAACAGAACGACACCGGCAUUGUCAGCCAGCACAGCGAGUGCCAUGUAAAGGGUGGAGGCAUAUCGAGCUAUGCGGGUCAGAAAAACGGAGCUGCACGAAGCCUGGAGACCUGCAUGGAGCAGGCUUUGGAGGACAUUCCCAAGACGAGGCAUCAGGUCACGCAUUUGUAUCUUGGAGCCACAGCUGGCAUGAGACUCCUGAACCUUUCAAAUCCCAAAGUGUCAGCUGAUAUUCUGAAGGAAGUAGAAGAGAAGCUGAAGAGCUAUCCAUUCCGCUUCAAAGGGGCCAGCAUACUGACAGGGCAAGAGGAGGGCGCGUAUGGCUGGGUCACUGUCAACUACCUGUUAGAGAACUUUAUAAAGUACGGGUUUGUAGGCCACUGGCUGUCCCCUGGCAAAGAGACGGUGGGUGCACUAGAUUUCGGUGGCGCCUCCACUCAGAUUACCUUCGAAACCAAGGACAAGGUGGAGGACAAAAACAACCUGAUGACGUUGCAGCUGUACGGCAAAAACUACAGCAUCUACACUCAAAGCUUCCUGUGCUACGGCCGGGACCAGAUGCUACGCCGCCUGCUGGCUUACCUGGUUCAGUCUCAGGGCACAAAUGAACUCAUAACCCACCCUUGUUACCCAGCGGGUUAUAACGUAUCCAAGACACUUGACACGUUGUUUGAUUCUCCAUGCACAGCAUCCAGCAAACCCUCUCCGUUUAACAGCGCCAAGCAGCUUAAAAUUGUAGGCUCGGGGAACUACAAUCACUGCCUGGGGAACAUGUCCCAGAUCUUCUCUUUCCAGACCUGCUCCUUCUCCAAGUGCUCCUUCAAUGGUGUUUUCCAGCCCAAUGUUUCUGGCAAGUUCAUGGCGUUUUCUGCAUUCUACUACAUUCACGCUUUCCUGCAGAAGGCCACAGGCAUCACCGUCACUUCACCCAAGCUCCUAGAAGAGGCCACAAUCACCGUCUGCAACAUGAGCUUCCAGGAGAUGCUGCAGAAAGUUCCAGAACAGCAAAGCCGACUGCAAGACUACUGCACAGCCGCGGUCUUCAUGAAGGUGCUUCUUCUGAAUGGCUACGGGUUUGAACCAAACUCCUUUUCCCACAUCUCCUUCCAGAAGAAAGCAGGGGACGCCUCGAUCGGUUGGGCUCUUGGUUACAUCCUGAACCUCAGCAGUCUCGUGCCGGCUGAGAGCGUGUCGUUGAGAAAGGCUCUUUGUCCAGGAGCCUGGAACAUGCUUGUCUUCCUCUUCACAUUCCUGCUCAUCCUAGCAGUCAUAUUUCUACUCAUGGCCAUGUGCUGGAAGAAGAAAGGAAAUGACAGUGCGCUAUAAUUGUCUGUUCACAAUGUUAUUCUUUUUAUGCACUGAAAAGGCAAAAGGUUAUUUGUGAAUUCACGAUUGCAGUAGAUCAGAUGAGGUGAGCAAAGAAAUAUACUUACUCUGGUACGACAAUUUAGCAGGAAUAUUCAGUUUAAGUUUACGAUGUGAAAAAAAACAACUAAGAUUUAGAUUUUUGUUGUUGUUGUUGUUCUUGUUCUAAUAAAUACAUUCAGGGUUAUUUUCAGUAACAUUCUAUGUAGGUUAUGUAGCACCUUUUGAAAAAGAUUUGUUUAAAGAAAUUGAUUUAAAUGAGAUGUUAUGACACUUGAAUAUUUUUAUAUUGUGUCCAGAUGUUUUAUACACUGAGGUUUUGAAAUUUUUAAAAGAAUUAGUUUUUCUAUUGAAUUCCUUCGCUCUGAAUAUGAAUAAAAAACUGUUUUCUAUA